AUUUAAAUUGAAUUCCAAAAGACAAAAGAUAAAUCAUAAUCGCUGGCUACAAACGAAAAAUCCAAUUGUGUAAUAAAUACUAUAAUAAAAACAUGAUAGCCCUACAAAUAUAUAUAUAUAUAUAUUUUUUACUGAUUUCACUUAAUUACGCAUAUUACCUACGCAAAUAAUGUCAUGCCUCUCUCCAUAACACCCACAGCAUGUUCUUUGUGUGCCAAAAUAGUUGGCUCUGCCCCCUUGCAUCUCAUUUUCGAUGGCUAUUACUUAUUGGUGUGUCAGUGACAAGGCUACUUAUCCAGCAGUGACCCAGCUCACCGCAGAGAGUCUAUCCACGUACCUGAUUCAUGCGCGCUCACCUCGCCACCAGGACUGGUUUAAUGUUAUUCAUCUUAUCUGGUAGUCUAUAGCCUACCAACAUUUAAAAAACUUUUGACAUGAGUUACUGCUCAUCCGAUCAGAGCAUGCAUACUUCCAGUAACGCUUACCCUAACUGUAGUGAACAGAGCGACCCUCACAUGUAUGACCACUCUCUGACUGCAAGGACCACCGAAUCCAUCAUCUCUCUCCUCUUGAGAAAAAACGCAGAGAGGAAGAGGGCACAUCAUCAGAACUUUUCCCAACAAUUUGACCCUGCCACCUCCCUUAACAACUCUUACUAUUCGGAGUGCCAGACCAGCACUUUAAGUGAAGACGGAAGGAGUGCACAGGUCCCAACCAGCCUAUUUAGUCCCAAUUGGGACCGGUCCUGCCUGGAAAAUCAUCAGGCCAAACGGGCCAGGGUGGAGAACAUUCUCCAGCGCAUGGCUGAAUCUCCUCCGAUGCAUUUCAGAGAUGAAAAAGCAGUCAGUCACCAUGCAAGCGCUAAUGCAUGGAAUGGCAGCAAAGGGAUUCUACCACUGUUGGAUUACAGCCAGAGCAGAGGCGAAACCUCCUGUAGAGACGAUUACAAGACCAGGGAGAGCCCAAAGCAUCCGUAUGUGCUGCAUGCAAAACAUCAGAAGGAUCAGAUGACCCAGGUUUACAACCUCAAGAACUCUGAAGAGGAGUGUCCAAGAGAGACGGCACUGACAGUAGUGACAAAGCGUGAAGAUGAAGCACGUAAUACCGCACAUACAUUGCAAACACCAGACACUCCUAUCCUUAAUAAUUCCAGAGGUGACUUUCGGCAUGGUUUGAGCAGCGAGUGGGAAAGAAACAGGAACAUUCACCAGACACGGAGCAGUAACACGGGUCAGGACACUGACACAGAACUGCUGGACCUUCUGAAGUUUGAGCUGUCCAGAGCCGUGAACAUGAGCGUUGAUUUGGUUUUCAAGAAAAUGUCGCACUCUUUAUUUAAGACAUCGCCACAGGAUCCUGCUGAGUCUGAGCAUCCUUUUUUAGAGGAAAAUAUGAAAUUAAAAGAGGGAACCGUACCCAAGUACAGCUUGCGCUCUGAGAUAACAGAGCCUCCGCUGCCAAAUGUUCAGGCAGAGGCUUUGUCACUGGUCAUUCACAAACCAUCAUACCAGGACAGUACCAACACAGCGGCUCAAAUAAGUACAAGUUUUUCUGAAAGUAACAAUCCACCCUCUCAUUCAAAACAAAACAAUGCGCUCAUGGACCAAGAGGUGCUACGGCGAUUUCAAGACAGCUCCCCUAAUGUGUUGGGCAGCCUUCCGUGUCGAUACAACACGAGUCAGUCUUCAGUGGACACAAUGUCACAUUCCUGGGAGCCAAUCAAGGUAACUUCAAAGGCAAUGUCCAAUUGUAUGAGCCAACAAGCGCAACUGGUGGCUCUGAGUCACUUGGCCUUCGACAACCUCUGCCUCCCUCACAUCAAAAGGGAGAACCAAGGCAUAGUGGACAGCAGCUCAUUUUUGCCUCUUAAUAUAUCCUUUGACAAAAUGUUAUCAUGACCAUUCAAAAAGGUCCUCCCGUUUAAUUAUUAUUUUAUGAGGUAUCAGUGUGUGUGUGUGUGUGUGUGUGUGUGUGUGUGUGUGUGUGGGGGGGGUUAUUUUAAUUAUUUCAGCCAAAGAUUUAAUUCAGGUCAAUUCUGCAUGUAUAUAAUCUUUAUAUCAACUAAUUAUAUUAGAAGCAUUUCAUGGUAAACGUACUGACCCCUACCAAGAACUAAGUUUAAAAUCAAAGCCACACAAUCAAAAAAUACAAAAAACAUUUAUACGGUUUCAUAUCUGUGUUCUAAGUCAUUAAGUAGUGCAAGCAUUGUAAGUGAAAUUGUGUGGCUUUAAAAAUCCAAAGUAUCUCUAUAGGAUGUAGCCUGUUCAUACACUGUAUAGGUGGGCAAACCUGCCUGUUUUCAAAAUCCUUAACAGUGACACAU
This is a messenger RNA of Clupea harengus (Atlantic herring), 2323 nucleotides long. RefSeq lists its product as uncharacterized. Bases 435 to 1898 code for a protein of 487 amino acids. Gene Ontology annotation, molecular function: RNA polymerase II cis-regulatory region sequence-specific DNA binding; DNA-binding transcription factor activity, RNA polymerase II-specific. Gene Ontology annotation, cellular component: nucleus. The transcript has 2 exons. Gene Ontology annotation, biological process: regulation of transcription by RNA polymerase II. NCBI's taxonomy places the organism in Eukaryota, Metazoa, Chordata, Actinopteri, Clupeiformes, Clupeidae. The record is from RefSeq and is a predicted model, not a curated record.